CCAUCACUGUGCGAAAAUAUAACCCUCGUGGUGGCCGACAAUUCCACGAGCCAUCGAUUCCUCGCUCAUUUCAACUUCUCGCAAGGAAUUGCCCACGUGCCUAUCUUCAGAAUGGCCGCCCACAACACCUCCCUCCAGCAUGGUGUGUUGCGCAACGACGACCCCGCUCUCGACAUCAACCAUGAGCACCACCAUGAGCACGUGCACCACAGUGCGCGCGCUGCUCACGAGGGGAACGACGUGCCUGCCUACACGGUCGGCACCACAGACGACAGGACCAUAGUCCCUAACCCCAGUGCUCAUGAGCAAAAUCUCCACCACCGUCACAACCAUGUCGGGCACGACAUGGAGAAGGCUGGCGGAAUCGAUUUCGAAGAAAAGGGUACACGCAGCUCUUCGAGUCCCGAGGGCGAAGUAGAGAUGGAGAAGAAGAGCAAAUGGUCGCCAUCUGGUAUUUACAGCAAGGCUAGACUGCCUGUUCACAUUCUCAUCGGCGCUCUUUUCACCGGAUGGUGGAUUGCGAGUCUGGUCAUUCACCGCCAUGACAAGAACUGGGUCAUUCCUUUCCUGUUCUGGCUGGCCAUCAUGAUUCGAUUGAUCACCCUCCAUGUGCCGACCACCAUUGUCACCAAGCCCAUGAAAUUCGUCUGGAACAACACCGGAGUCAGAAUUGGAAACAUGGUUCCCCAGAAGAUGCGUGUCCCUGCAGCUGCCGCUCUUACCAUCGGUGUUAUUAUCGUUGGAUCAUUCGCCAGCAAGGAGAGCGAGGACAACACACGUGCCAACCGUGCUGUCUCCCUCUUCGGCCUGCUCGUCUUCAUUGUUGGAUUCUACGCCACCUCCCGCAACCGUUCCAAGAUCAACUGGCACACCGUCAUUGUGGGCAUGUUGAUGCAGUUCAUCAUCGCGCUCUUCGUCCUGCGAACUGGCGUUGGUUAUGACAUCUUCGCUUUCAUCUCCGAGCUUGCUCGCGACCUGUUGCACUUCGCCAACGCCGGUGUCAUCUUCCUGACGGACGCCACUGUUCCCAACCUACCCUGGUUCUUCACUGGUGUAAUUCCGCCCAUCAUCUUCUUCGUCUCUUUCGUCCAGCUCUUGUACUACUGGGGUGUUCUCCAGUGGUUCAUUGGAAAAUUCGCCGUCUUCUUCUUCUGGGCCUUGAAAGUGUCUGGUGCCGAGGCCGUCGUCGCUUCUGCUUCUCCCUUUAUCGGUCAGGGUGAAUCUGCCAUGUUGAUUAAGCCUUUUGUCGCUCAUCUCACCAUGGCCGAAUUGCACCAGGUCAUGUGCUCCGGAUUCGCGACCAUCGCUGGUAGUGUGUUGGUGGCCUACAUCUCCAUGGGACUUAACGCUCAGGCUUUGAUCUCGUCCUGUGUGAUGAGUAUUCCCGCCUCUCUCGCCUUCAGCAAGCUGCGAUACCCCGAGGAGGAGGAGACUCUCACGGCUGGACGCGUUGUUAUCCCCGACGACGAUGAGCACAAGGCUGCCAACGCCCUCCACGCCUUCGCCAACGGUGCUUGGCUCGGUAUCAAGAUUGCCGGUAUGAUCAUCUGCACACUGCUUUGUAUCAUUGCGCUCCUGAACUUGGUCGACGGUCUUCUUACCUGGUGGGGACGCUACAUCAACUUGGAUGGCGAGUACGACCUUACGCUUGAGCUUAUUCUUGGCUACGUCUUCUACCCCGUGGCUUUCUUGCUCGGUGUGUCUCGCGAGGGCAAGGAUCUACUUCUCGUCGGUCGCCUCAUCGGUAUCAAGGUCAUCACCAACGAGUUCGUCGCCUUUACCAACCUCGUCGCAAAGGACGACCCUACGUCCGAGUACCACUCUCUCUCCCCACGAUCGCGUGUCAUUGCAACCUACGCUCUCUGCGGUUUCGGUAACAUCGGAUCCCUCGGUACCCAGAUCGGUGUGCUCAGCCAGAUCAGCCCUGGACGCAGUGGUGAUGUUUCUCGUCUUGCGAUGUCGGCCCUGGUUUCGGGUGUCUUCUCCACGUUGUCCAGUGCCGGUAUUGCCGGUUUGGUUAUCGUUGACCAGGGCAAGUUCUCGAGCGGUGCUUAAAUUGGGUUGUAAAAAAGCGUGCAUGGUGGUCGUUCGUCGACGCAUCUCUCGCUAAAUGGUCCUCAAUGUAAAGUUAGUUGUUUGGUGCGUAAUAUACCCAGUAGCGGAUCUC
This is a messenger RNA of Dothidotthia symphoricarpi CBS 119687, 2167 nucleotides long. RefSeq lists its product as uncharacterized. The record is from RefSeq and is a predicted model, not a curated record. The transcript is spliced from 2 exons. The coding region runs from base 112 to 2055 and encodes 647 amino acids. Gene Ontology annotation, molecular function: nucleoside transmembrane transporter activity; symporter activity. Gene Ontology annotation, biological process: nucleoside transmembrane transport. NCBI's taxonomy places the organism in Eukaryota, Fungi, Ascomycota, Dothideomycetes, Pleosporales, Dothidotthiaceae. Gene Ontology annotation, cellular component: membrane.